Molecule: messenger RNA, 671 nt
Organism: Merops nubicus (carmine bee-eater)
Lineage: Eukaryota; Metazoa; Chordata; Aves; Coraciiformes; Meropidae
Product: chitobiosyldiphosphodolichol beta-mannosyltransferase-like
Exons: 7
Cellular component (GO): endoplasmic reticulum
Molecular function (GO): mannosyltransferase activity
Source: RefSeq, a predicted model, not a curated record
GACGCUGUGUCCGCAGCGCAGGGCCCGCCGGCGGGCGUGCAGAGCUGACAGCCUUCACUGCAAGGGAUGAGACAGGACAGGUCAGCAGCAGCAGGGGCAGGCCAGCCCUCCUCAUCAGCAGCACGAGCUGGACAGAGGAUGAAGACUUCUCAGUGCUUUUAAAAGCUUUAGAAGGUUAUGAGCAAUACAUCAAUGAGGGAGCUGAGCUUCCAUCUUUAGUCUGUGUCAUAACAGGUAAAGGUCCUCUGAAAGACUACUACAGCCAGCUGAUAAACACACUGCACUUCAGACACAUCCAGAUCUGCACACCGUGGCUGGAAGCUGAGGAUUACCCCCUUCUGCUGGGCUCUGCAGACCUGGGGGUGUGUCUGCACAAGUCCUCGAGUGGUUUGGAUUUGCCCAUGAAGGUGGUGGAUAUGUUUGGCUGCUGUUUACCUGUGUGUGCAAUCCAUUUUGAAUGUUUACAUGAACUGGUGAAACACGAUGAGAAUGGGCUGAUAUUUAGGGACUCCAAUGAGCUGGCAGAACAACUAAAGAUGCUUUUCUUGGGGUUUCCUACCCUGGAGGGCAAACUUCAGCACUUCAGGAGAACCCUUCGUGCCUCCAGGGAGCUGCGCUGGGACGAGAGCUGGGACCAGACUGUGCUCCCCUUGUUUGGGCAGAAGCACUGA